Molecule: messenger RNA, 6199 nt
Organism: Danio rerio (zebrafish)
Lineage: Eukaryota; Metazoa; Chordata; Actinopteri; Cypriniformes; Danionidae
Source: RefSeq, a predicted model, not a curated record
UCUCUCUCUCUCUCUCUCUCUCCCCGGUAGCGGCAGCGGCGGCGGCGGCAGCAGCAUCUCCCGGUAAUCUCUCUCUCUCUCCGGGCUCCAUGCAGGCAGCAGUGUGUCGGAAACACACGACAGGCUUCCCGAUGACCGAGACAUGCUCGCCUUCGCCUUAGUCGCUGGCUCCGUCUGGGUUGUUUUAGAGCUGAGCUCCACUCUUAUGGAGAAGAUGCAGUCUCGGGAUCUGCUGCUGGGUCUUCAUCUGCCUGAGCUGGAUGAUCUGGGUCAGUUUCUGCGCUCUCUGCCCACCUCCGCUCUGCUGGGUCUGGGGGCGCUGACCGCUGUUCUGGCCUACUGGAUCACCAAACGCCCGCGGGCCAUCGUCCCGCCCUGCGACCUCCGGCACCAGUCUCUGGAAGUGCAGAUGGAGGAUGGCGCUCGGCGCUCCAUGAUGGGCGAUCGCUCCAAACUGCUGGCGUAUUAUCAUGAGGACGCCAAAACCAUGUAUGAGGUGUUCCAGCGCGGCCUGCACAUCACCGGUGACGGCCCGUUUCUAGGCUCCAGACUGCCCAACCAGCCCUACACCUGGUUGUCCUACAGAGAGGUGUCCACCAGGGCUGAGUACGUGGGCUCUGGUCUGUUGUCUCAGGGUUGUCAGCCGAACACAGAUCAGCUGAUCGGAGUGUUUGCACAGAACCGGCCGGAGUGGAUCAUCUCUGAGCUGGCUUGCUACACGUACUCUAUGGUGGUGGUGCCGCUGUACGACACGCUGGGGGCCGACGCCAUUCGCUUCAUCAUCAACACCGCUGAGAUCUCCACCGUGAUCUGUGAUAAAGCAGAGAAAGCGGUGGUCCUGCUGGAGAACGUGCAGCGGGGAGAAACACCCGGCCUGAAGAUGAUCAUCCUGAUGGACACGUUUGACUCUCAGCUCCUGGAGGAAGGACAGAAGUGCGGCGUCCACAUCCAGGCCCUCAGAGACGUCGAGGCUCUGGGAAGAGAAAACCACAGGACACCAGUGCCGCCCAGUCCUGAUGAUCUGUCCAUCGUCUGCUUCACUAGCGGAACCACAGGUCAGAAAGCGGUGGUGAUCUGCCAUGGCGGGAGGAUCGGCUUUUUUCAGGGGGAUAUUCGUCUGCUCCCUGAUGAUAUGAAGGCUCUGAGGCCCACCAUAUUCCCGGUGGUUCCUCGUCUCCUGAACCGCAUGUAUGACAAGAUCUUCAGUCAGGCCAAUAACUCAGUGAAGCGCUGGCUGCUGAACUUUGCGGCCAAGAGGAAAGGAGCGGAGGUGAGCCGCGGCGUGACCCGCAGCGACAGCAUCUGGGACAAGAUCUUCUUCCACAAGAUACAGGCCAGUCUGGGUGGUCGGCUGCGUAUGAUCAUCACUGGAGCAGCUCCGGCAUCUCCGUCCGUCCUGGACUUCCUGCGAGCUGCGCUGGGCUGCCAGGUGUACGAGGCGUAUGGUCAGACCGAGUGCACCGCCGGAUGCACCUUCACCACACCUGGAGACUGGACCUCAGGUCAUGUCGGAGCUCCUCUGCCGUGUAAUCUCAUUAAACUGGUGGAUGUGGCUGAGAAGAACUACUUUGCUGCUAAAGGAGAGGGAGAGAUCUGUGUGAAAGGGCCGAAUGUGUUCAAGGGUUACCUGAAGGACCCGGUGCGGACCGCCGAGACGCUGGACGCUGAUGGAUGGCUUCACACUGGAGACAUUGGGAAAUGGCUGGCGAACGGCACACUGAAGAUCAUCGACCGGAAGAAGCACAUCUUUAAGUUAGCUCAGGGUGAAUAUAUUUCCCCAGAGAAGAUCGAGAGCAUCUACAUCCGCAGUGAACCCGUGUCUCAGCUCUACGUCCACGGGGACAGCCUGCAGUCGUGUCUGGUGGGCAUCAUUGUCCCGGAUCCGGAGGUUUUUCCCUCGUGGGCUCAGAAGAAAGGUUUUGACGGAGGUUUCCACGAGCUGUGUGAGAAUAAAGAGCUGAAGAAGGCUAUUCUGGAGGACAUGGUGCGGCUAGGGAAAGCGAGCGGCCUCCAUUCAUUUGAACAGGUCAAAGACAUCUACAUCCACAAGGAGAUGUUCUCCAUAGAAAACGGAUUGCUGACCCCGACUUUAAAAGCCAAGAGACCCGAGCUGAAGGAGUAUUUCAAGGAGGAGAUCCAGGACCUGUACAGCAGCAUCUCCAUGUAACCAAAGAGCGGGACGUUUUGGCCAUUCCUCCAUCAUCAUCAUCAUCAUCAUCAUCAUCAUCAUCAUCAUCAUUUCUCCUCCCUCAUGGAAAGCAGCUGGCAGUGGCAGCAGCUCUGAGCGAAUGAGCCGUGGGUCCAGACCGAGCAUGAGCUUACAGAAGCAGUGAUCUUCCUCUGGCCGUGAAUGUCAACAGUCGGUGUGCCUUUAGAAAACCACAGCAGAACCUCCAUGUCCAGCUAGCGUGCAUGUUUCAUUCCUCCAACAGGCAGAGGAUCAGACGGUCCAGUUUUGCUUAGGGCUCAGAGAGGAUAUCCAGCAGACGUUGAGCUGAAGGCCAUGCAUGCAGGGUGCCGGCGCUCCAGCGUGGACGUCCCCGUCAUUCAACUCAACACUACACUCGUCAUCAGAUCUGUGCGCUGACUCCUCAGAAUCAGUCAGGACUCGAUCUGUCAUCUAAUGACCCAGCGGCAGCACAUCCUCUCAGCUUACUAAACAAAGUAAAAACACUUCCAACAUCUCUCAGAGCAAACUGCCGCCUCAGUUAAGGAUGUAAAACAGGGGUGGCACAUUUUGUCAGCUUCAAAUGUCAGAAUGAAUCAGCAUAUUAAUAAUGAUGUAUGAACAUUUCAGAAGUCCAUCAGGGUGAAUUAUUAGGGGAAGCUUAUUUUACAGCAUGUAUAUCCCCAGCAGGCACACAACGUCUUAAGACAUUACUAUUAGCUUAGAUUUAGGUCGUGACAUCAUGUGACCAAACGUCAAUAUCGUGCCAGUGUGUAAGUUCAGCAUUAUUGUUUAAUGACGUUGAUAUUUGGUUGAUGAUUGGUGUUGGAAAGUGAGCAAAAUACGUCAAGCCAACAUCUUAAACCAACAUCAUAUUCAUCACGUCAGACACUGACACUUGUUCAAAACACAACAUCCAAUGUCUGAUAGACGUCAUAGUGGUAACGUCCACACAACAUUAUUAGACGUUGAUAUUUGGUUGGACAUUGACAAUUUUCAUUUCCAAACAAAAUGCUGGGUCAGAUUGAACUCCUUAUCUCUCUUAUUAUAUCUUUAUUUCAGAUGGUAACUUUUAAUAAAGAUGUACAAACAGGAUAGCACAUUUUGUCAGCUUCAAAUGUCGAUCAGAAUAACUACCAGCUUAAAUAAGGGUGUAAACACAGAUUAUUUACCUAGUUUCACAGGAAAACUCAUUAAAGUUUGACUUGUUAUUUCCUAAAACUAAACAGUAUGCUUUACUUGCUUAAAAAAAGCUUCUCUGUCGGAUAUUGUUAGAUAUUAAUCCACCAGAUGGCAGUUCAGUGCCAGAAUCUGGAUUGGAUUGUAAUUUGGUUCACAGCAAUAGCCGACACAGAACACCACACAAAUAAUUAUUAAAGGUCAUAUAAAAACUAACUAUUAUUAAAUAAAAUGGUCAUUUAAACAGAACAGUUACCAAUAAUACAUGUGCAAACAGCAGGAGUAUCCAGUGAUCAUGAGCAAAACACAACUUAAAUCAAGAGGCCUCUUCUAGACAAGUAAAGCACGUUGUCUUAUCUUCAGGAUGCAGCACAUGUUGUCUGCUUCAAAUGUUAUUUCAAAAUAAGAGUGUCAAUAUGUUCAAAUGUCUAUCACCCUGCAUUUUAAAUUGAAUUUGUUUCAUUUUUAAUUAGCUUAUUGUUUAUUAGAGAGGUAGUUCAUUGCAUUUGAUGCUGACACAUGGUGUUACCCGUUUAUACACCCAAGUUAAAGCUGCUAGUUCAUUCUGAUAGACGUGUGAAGCAGAUAAGAUGUGCUCCCGCUGAAACAUGACAGAUUGAGCUAUUUUGAAGAGUUCAUCAGCACAGAUCAUCUGAACACCGGUGCGACUCUCUCUGCCAGACCACUCGCUUUUCAGUUCUUUCACCCUGAAGCAUUUCAGUAGUAGUGUACAUUUUUGAAGAAAACUAGACGUGAGAAUAUAUAAGCAAUGGUUUGACGUGUAGAGAAACCAGUAAGAUUUGAGUCUGCUCUUGAAUGAUAUCAGAACUUUCUCUUUGUGUUUGGCAGAAGGCUCAUGUUCAUUUCUGUAUUAUCACACUUCAGCACAUUCUCACUCCCGACUCCUCAUUUAAUGUCCUUUGUGAUGCUCCGGACAUCCCUUCGGCUUGACUUUUGCAUUAUGCGUCUGAUUAUGCAGUGUAUUGCGUGUGUCUGUCAAAUACGAAUCACUUUAUUAAGAUGCAUACUCUCAGAUAGUGUUGUCGAAAAUGUAUGGAUAAUUAUCUACAGUGUACUCAACUAUUUAAAAUGAUCCAGUCUUGCUUUCGGUUUGUAUUGAGACCAAAAUCAGAAGAGAGAUGAACAAUUAAUAAUACUAUUAAGAUUUCAACACUUGUUUUAAUCAGAAAAUAAGACGAGAUUGCACUCAUUUAGUGUCAUGUUCCCUAAUUUAAUGCAUUUCAGACUUAAGGACUGCUGACGUACCGGGGAUAAAAAGCAUUUUACAGUUUAGUGUACUUCAUUUGCAUACUUUUAAUGCGGCAUCAUUUGUUCCCCACGGUAUCAACAAUAGUAUCGAAUAUCGGUAUUUUCAAGGUAUCGUAUCGAAGUUGGAAAUUCCAGUAUGGUGACAACACUACUUACAAUAAUGUUUUGGAGCAUCUUCCACACACCAGACCCUAAACCUGCCCACUUCACAACAACAUAAAGCAGCAGCAGCAGGCAAAAGACAGUGGAAUCACCUCUAUUUAUUACAAAAACAAGCAUAGAAAAGCAAUAUAAACAAGGCCUGUUGCAUUAUAACCAUGUCUAUAUGGGAAAAACGGAGUGAUUUAUGAUGUUUUGACAUGGGCGAGGUGAGCCAGCAGUUGUGUCGGUUCCUUCUAGAAAGUCUUGGAAGACUUGAAUACUCUUAUCUGUUCAGUAAACUGCGGCUGUAGUUGUAUCUGUUCACUAUGACCUGUUUUAUAUUGACGAAUGGAUGUAUGGAUGGGUUUAGUGCUAGGAGCUGGUUUACUUGUGUAACGGAGGCCAGCGAGUAAGUGCUGUGCAGGUAAACCUCACUCCUCUGACCUUUAAAGGUGCUCUAGCGACAGACGCCAGAGGUCAUGGUCUUUAGGCUCCUUGGUAGAGCAACCGAAUCCCAUGCGGAAGGUCACCGGUUCGAUACCAGCUCGGAGCGGGUUGGGUGGCAUAUAACCAGCGUGGUUACAUUUGCUCGUAAAUCUGUUCAAGGUGUAAUGUACGUCCAGUAGUUUUGACUGUUUACUCUAGACAAACUCACACCUCAAUAACAGCCAAACUAUUACCCGACAUGUCAUUUCAUCUCAACCCUUUGGAUUAGCACAUCAACACCAAAGGUUUUAAAGCAAGGAUAGCCCUAUACACUUUAUGAAGGGGUUCACUAUAUAUAAUGACGUCAAUAUAAUGCUAUUAUACAGAUUAUUGUAGAGCAGUCGGGAGUGAGAAUGUGUCGCUCAGUUAUUUUAGAUUUCUUCUUAUGGCAUUAAAACACGAUGCAUUUCACUCGCCGCCUUUCGUAGGCCUCCUCAGUCGGCCUGUGUUGUGUUUCCGCUAGAAUGUUUUUUUUAGCUAAUUUAAUGAUCAGGGUUAUUCUGUUGUUCAUUUAUUUAUUCCUCUCAGAGGUUGAAUGCCCCUAGUCUCCGCACAGCUUUAUGCUCAGUUUUAUUUGCAGAUCAACACAGCUGAUUCCUCCUAGUUUCAGGCUCGGGAUUCGGUGGUGAGAAUCGUCAGAGCAGCGUUCUGUCAGCGUCUGUUUAAUUAGCAUCGUCAAGCGUUCAUCACAGUCUUUCCGUCGAACAGCACGUAGACAUUCGCCAGUAUGAGCGGUGAGCCUUACACACGUUUUAUGUUACAAUCUGGAGAGAAAGAACGGUUUGUUUUCCCUUGAUUUUGACCAGCGGUUUGUGUUUUGGUAAUUCUAACAGUUCACCUGCAUCUUUUCCUGAUAAUAAAGUCUUUUCUGCGCAUGUACAUCUCUGCAUAUACACUGACAUAGUGACGAGUGUGAGCAACAGAUGUAAAAAUAAAGACGAAUUCUUUGUAAUUCUA